This is a messenger RNA of Eublepharis macularius, 2210 nucleotides long. It is a transcript of the gene LCK, whose product is annotated as LCK proto-oncogene, Src family tyrosine kinase. NCBI's taxonomy places the organism in Eukaryota, Metazoa, Chordata, Lepidosauria, Squamata, Eublepharidae. The transcript has 13 exons. Gene Ontology annotation, molecular function: ATP binding; non-membrane spanning protein tyrosine kinase activity; signaling receptor binding. Gene Ontology annotation, cellular component: extrinsic component of cytoplasmic side of plasma membrane. Gene Ontology annotation, biological process: protein phosphorylation; B cell receptor signaling pathway; cell surface receptor protein tyrosine kinase signaling pathway. The record is from RefSeq and is a predicted model, not a curated record. Bases 175 to 1695 code for a protein of 506 amino acids.
GGUGGCAAGAGAAAGAAAGAAGGUGAGUGCUUGGGUUUGAGACGCCUUGUUGUGGAAGGAGCUGUCUGUGCUCUGGAUAAAAAAAGAGGAUGAAACCUAUCAAGUGAUUCUCCCACCCCCCUUUCAAGCUGGGAAUCAGAGGGAAGUCGGUUUCUGCCAUCCUUGGGAACAGAUAUGAUGGGUUGUUGCUGCAGUUCAGAGGAAGAGUGGCUUGAGAACAUCGAAAUAUGUGAAAUCUGCCACUACCCCAUUGACCCAGGCACCAAGCCAGAGAGGCUGGUUGCCAAUGGCUCCGAAGCUUGGAAUUCUCUGCUGUCUAAUGAAGCGGUUCCUCCAAGUUCCCCUCUUCAAGAUAAACUGGUGGUUGCAUUAUACGAUUACCAAUCAACUCACGACGGAGACUUGGUGCUUCGGAAAGGGGACCAGCUGCGGGUACUGGAAGAGUGUGGGGAGUGGUGGAAAGCUCAGUCUCUUACCACGGGGCAAGUGGGCUUCAUUCCAGGCAACUUUGUCGUGAGAUAUAACAGUCUGGAACAAGAACCGUGGUUUUUCAAAACCCUGAGCAGGAAGGAUGCUGAACGGCAGCUCCUGACCGCGGGUAACACACAUGGUGCUUUUCUAAUCCGGGAGAGUGAAUCCACCAAAGGAUCCUUUUCGCUCUCCGUGCGGGACUUUGACCAGAACCAAGGAGAAGUAGUGAAGCAUUACAAGAUACGCAACCUGGACAAUGGCGGCUUCUACAUUUCCCCACGCAUCACUUUUGACAGUCUGCACAAGCUCGUGGAACAUUACACACACAACACAGAUGGGUUGUGUACCCUCCUGGGCAAACCCUGCCAGACCCAGAAGCCGCAGAAGCCUUGGUGGCAGGAUGAAUGGGAGGUGCCCCGGGAGACACUGAAGCUGGUGCAAAAGCUGGGAGCCGGGCAGUUCGGAGAAGUCUGGAUGGGUUACUACAAUGGUCACACAAAAGUUGCAGUCAAGAGUCUGAAGCAAGGGAGCAUGUCCCCCGAGGCCUUCCUCGCUGAAGCCAACCUGAUGAAGAAACUGCGGCAUCCGCGGCUGGUGAGGCUGUAUGCUGUGGUAACCCAGAAGCCCAUGUACAUCAUAACAGAGUUCAUGGAAAAAGGAAACUUGGUGGAUUAUCUCAAGGACGAAGAAGGACUCCAGCUAACCAUUUAUAAUCUGUUGGAUAUGGCAGCACAGAUAGCAGAAGGGAUGGCAUUCCUCGAGAAGAAAAAUUACAUCCACCGGGACCUGCGAGCUGCCAACAUCCUGGUGUCUGAGACUCUCUGCUGCAAAAUUGCCGAUUUUGGUCUGGCCCGUCUGAUAGAAGAUGACGAGUAUACCGCUCAAGAGGGAGCAAAGUUCCCCAUUAAGUGGACAGCCCCAGAAGCCAUUAAUUAUGGGACAUUCACCAUAAAAUCGGAUGUUUGGUCAUUCGGAAUUCUGCUGACCGAGAUUAUUACCUACGGACGGAUUCCUUAUCCAGGGAUGACCAACCCAGAAGUGAUACAGAAUUUGGAGCGUGGCUACCGCAUGCCCCCACCUGACAACUGCACAGAUGAGUUGUAUCAGCUGAUGCUGCAGUGCUGGAAGGAGAGUCCGGAGCAACGACCCACCUUUGAAUACCUGAAGGGUGUGCUGGAGGACUUUUUUACUGCCACGGAGGGACAGUAUGAGCAGCAGGUGUGACUGUGAUACUGGACUUAUAGCCCUGACCAAGUCUCUCAGCACUUUGAUCUCAUCUUAAGACAUUUUGCUAUGGGGAACAAGCAGCAGCAUGGCGGGGGGCCUGAAAAUGGUCAACACAGCCAGAUGCUGUUCCAAGACCUGGAAGGCUGUCCCAUUAAGCCCCCAGUCUGCAAGGGAGGCUGUGGAUAUAUCAGGGAAAUGAUUAUUGCCUUGAUUACCUGACACAUUUCAGGGCUGAGAAACACGAUUCUGGGGCUAAGCCCUGCCAAACCCCAGCUCAGUGCAAGCCCAGCCUUCAACAUCUUAAUCAAGGCUUCAUCUGUAAAAUGCCCAAGACUGUUUGGACAAUGGGAGGAGCACCCACCCCAUAAUCCCAGAUGUAGCACUUUGUUAGAUUGUAAGCUCCUUUGGGCAGAGCCCUACCUUGUUUUUGGGUUUCGUUUUGCUUAUGUCACUCUGGAAAGCAUCAUGGACAGUGAUCACGCUAUAUAAAUAAUCCAUGACAAUAAUAACCA